UAUCUGAUGUUGCUAUCUGUCAAAAAUUUGAAAUUUCUAACCUAAAAAUUUCCAAUCACGUUGUUUAGAAUUUUCACAAAAAUCGUGUAAAGCCCAAAAUGGCAUACAAUUUCAACAAAAGUGCUAAAAGUCUAAAGCGAGAGCAUGAUUCUGAGGCAUUUUCAUCACCUGAGAAAAAGUUAAAAUUGACCAGGAGCGAAAGCCCCCCGAUUUUUCCUGUAGAGGUUAAAGAGGAAAUUUUAAGCAGUGGUGAGAAAAUGAAAAAGAAAUGGGAACUCAAUUUUGAACCAGUAGUGACUGUUUCACAUAAAAAAUCCAAAAUGAAGAAUCAUGCUUCUGAUGGGAAUAUCUCUGAUACUCACGUGCGAAGCCUUUUCCAAGAAUUACCGUUUCAAGAAGUCGAAAACCAUUCAGGUGAUGACUUAAUUAAAACUGGGAAAAAAAGGAAGAAAAAAGAACAUAAUACUUUUGAAGAAAAAGAUUUGAGUGAUGAACCGUUUAAAGUUAAAAAGAAAAGGGAAAAAUUGCUUGAAGUUUCGGAACAACAUACGAAAAAACAUAAGAAGAAAAAAGAGGCGCAUGGCGAAGAAGUGGAGGAAGAAUUUCCUACAGACAGAAUGAACAAAGAAAGUUUUACUGAUAGUGACAUCAAAAAUUACGGAAAGGAGUCUAAAAAGAAAAAGAAGCAAAAACGGAAUCACGAUGAUAUUGGAAUAUCAAGUGAUUAUUCUAUCAAUGAAGAUAAUGCAAAUGAAGUGGAGCAAGCUAAACUAAAAAAACAUACAAAGCAAAAUAAUUUAAAUAACGAAAAUGCAUCAAAAGAACGAAAUAUUUGGAAAAAACCAGCAAAUGGUAUUACGGAAACACGCACUGACGUACGAAGUCUUUUCGAAGAAUUACCGUUUCAAGAAGCAAAGAAAAUUGAGAAGAAAAAGAAGAAACACAACACGGAAGAAAAACAUUUUGCUGAUGAUGAAACAUUUAAAGUUAAGAAGAACAAUGAAAACUUGCUUAUUGUGGAAGAACGUAAGAAAAAACUCAAGAAGAAAAAAGAAGUGUACGGUGAAGAAGCGGAAGAUAUGGAAAAUUUCCCUACGGAGAAAAUAAAGAGAGAGUUUUUUACUGAUAGUGAUAGCACGAGUUAUGGAAAAGAGCCUAAAAAGAAAAAGAAGGAAAAAACGAACCGCGAUGAUAGUGAAAGUGAUAGAUUGCUUGUUGAGGAAGAACAUAAGAAAAAACAUAAGAAGAAAAAAGAAGUGUAUGGUGAAGAAACGGAAAAAUUCGCUACGAAGAAAAUGAAGGAGACUUUUACCGAUAGUGAUAGCACAAGUUAUGGAAAAGAGCCUAAAAAGAAAAAGAAGGACAAAUGGAACCGCGAUGAUAGUGAAAUGUCGACUGAUUAUUCCAUCAAUGAUGAGAAUUUAAACGAAACGGAAAUUUUUACAACGGAACCGACUAAACAUAAGAAACAUAAAAAGAAAAAUCAUUCAAUUGACGAAAAUGGAGAAAAUGCAUCCAAAGAAACCGAAGUUCAAAAGAAGAAGAAACACAAACAUAAAUACCAAGAAUUACCUAUUCAAACUUUAAGUAGGUCAUUCCAGAAUAAUUCUAAAGACGACGAUAAAAAUUCGAGAAAGGAAUCUGAAAAUUUGCAAACAAUUCCCGAAACAUCGGCGCUCCCUAAAGAAGUAGAAAAUUGUCAGAAAUCGCCAAUAAGGCACAAACAUUCCGAACUUGAAGUGUCUAACUCAGGAGACGAAAAUUCCAAAACCAAAAAGACGAAACCUCAGUUACUUGCUGAAAAUUUGAAAACUGAAAAUUUAUCGAUUGAUGAUUUGCUGCUACAUCAUUCUGUAGAUAUUAAAAGCAUGGAUAUGGAAUACGAAAUUCCAGAAAUUCAACAUGAAUCGAGAAAAUUUGAAGAAAGUGACCAAGUAAACAAUUCUGUGGCUAGUAGGUCAGAAAAUCCUCGAGAAUCGCUUGAAAAUGUUAAAAAUGAGUCGUCUGAUUCGGCAUUGGACGUUUCUGAAGGUCCUGAAAACAACAAAUGUAAACACAAGAAGAAAUUCAAUACUGACGGUUCUGAGGAAAAAUUUAAUACGAGGGAGUUGUGUUUACAAAAUAGCGAAUCAGUCGAUAUAGCUUUUGAUGACAUUUUGGAAGAUGAAAAAAAAUUAUUGACUGCGGAAGAGCGUAAGAGAUUGACGGACCUCAGCGUGCUUCUACCAUGGCCAGUUCAUCCAUUACACAUGGUAGAAACACGGAUAGCUGGAAGGCCAUCAAAGGAUCAAUGGAAUAUAAUUUAUGCCAGGGGUUUCAAACUGAAACAGGGAAUUUACAGUAAAUCUGAAGACGACAUUAUUAGGAGAAAUUGGGAACACUUUUGUAAACUUCACGAUAUGCCUUUAGACCCUAAAUAUUUUCUACGUUUAGCUACUCCAGAAAGGGAAAUUCUUAUUCCAGUCAAAGAAAGAAUAAGAUUUGUCCAAUUUCUAGCACACGGACUGCCUAAUCGCUUAUUGUGUUCUGUAUAUAAGAGGUUUCAGAGAUUGUUUUUCCCAAAAGAGAUUAUAACUGGAAGGUUUGAGCCAAGGGAAGAUAAGGUUAUUCUGGACUAUUUGAAAACAUGCAAAUCGGAAACACCAUUCUCAGAUCUAGCGAAAAUCCUAAAUCGGGACAGACUUGCGAUUGAGAAAAGGAGCAGGAAGUUAAAAUACAUCAACGAAGGCAUAACUGAGGUCAAGUGGACGGCGGAUAAAAUAGCCGAAUUUAUGCAACACUUUGUUGAUGUUACGAAAGUCGACAGUGUUGACGAGCUGGAAGACAGGCAUAUCAGUGUUGAGGAGUGGAAGGAAAUGUCUGCUAGGAUGAAUCUACCGAGUAUUAAGCUGCGGCCUGCGUGGUUUGUUAGAAUAUACCCUCGCAUCUUCAUCCACCGCAGUGUUAAAAUGAACGUUGUUAAGAUACUUUUGAUUGACGUCUUAAUCGAAAAGGGGAAAACUGACUGGAGGGAUGUCAACUGGGAAGAAAUUGCUGAAGAAUUUGACGGUUUCAACGGACAAGCCUUGAAUAAAAUCAUGAAGGAACUUGUUAGAAACUACGUUCCUUUAAGUCAACGAAGUGAUUUAGGAGAAUGUUUAAAGUGCCUGGAGAAGGAAAAAACGAGAAUUCGUGGACUAAAAAUGCGAAAAAUAGAUAUUAUAGAUGGUUGAAAUUUGAAUAAAAUUAAGUUACGUCAUAAAAA
Messenger RNA from Tribolium castaneum (red flour beetle), 3244 nucleotides. RefSeq names its product glutamic acid-rich protein. The transcript is spliced from 6 exons. The record is from RefSeq and is a predicted model, not a curated record. NCBI's taxonomy places the organism in Eukaryota, Metazoa, Arthropoda, Insecta, Coleoptera, Tenebrionidae. Gene Ontology annotation, molecular function: RNA polymerase II cis-regulatory region sequence-specific DNA binding; DNA-binding transcription factor activity, RNA polymerase II-specific. Gene Ontology annotation, biological process: regulation of transcription by RNA polymerase II. Gene Ontology annotation, cellular component: nucleus. The coding region runs from base 99 to 3212 and encodes 1037 amino acids.